UAAAGGUGGAGAACGACAGGGCGCAAACACAGAGUUCUCUCUGCGCGGUGGAGCCUGUGCACGCAAAUUGUGAUAAUAGUUUUUUUUUCCCUCUUAAAUAAAUAAUCAAAUUUUGUUACCGCCACUCGGGAGAGAAGAGUAAUCCGAUCUCUGUACCACGCGGGACACACGCAUUCGUAACCAUGAGGACGUACUACGUGAUAGCUGCCAUUCUGAUCGCCGGCACAACCGCCCAAGAAUCGUUCAAAUGCCCAGACGAUUUUGGUUUCUAUCCUCAUCAUAUAUCCUGCGACAAAUAUUGGAAAUGCGAUAACAACGUCGCGGAAUUGAAAACUUGCGGCAACGGACUCGCCUUCGACGCAAGCGACAGCAAGUUCCUCACUGAAAAUUGCGACUACCUCCACAACGUAGAUUGCGGAGACAGGACACAGCUCGAACCAGCGAUUAGCACGCCGCAUUGUCCUCGCCUCUACGGUAUCUUCGCCGACGAAAAGAAAUGCGACGUAUUCUGGAAUUGCUGGAACGGAGAGGCUUCCAGAUACCAGUGCAGUCCUGGACUCGCUUACGACCGUGAAGCCAGAGUCUGUAUGUGGGCCGAUCAAGUACCUGAAUGCAAGAACGAAGAGGUCGCAGGAGGUUUCACGUGUCCGGCCGCGGGCGAAGUGAGCGGAGCAUCCGGCAGCUUCAGCAGACACGCCCAUCCUGAGGACUGCAGAAAAUAUUACAUAUGUCUGGAAGGUAUCGCUAGGGAAUACGGUUGCCCGAUCGGAACUGUCUUCAAGAUCGGCGACGCCGAUGGCAGCGGUGCCUGCGAAGACCCCGAAGACGUCCCUGGAUGUGAGGAUUACUACGGUGACCUGGAUCUAAAGAGCAUCAGGAAGAGCGAGCUGCUUGCCGGAAUUCAAAAUUCAGGCGAGACCAGGAAGCCUCCUCAAGGCAAACCAAGGCCCCCAUCGGCACCUGCGAGGCCCAACGCACCCCUUCAAGAAUAAUUUCUAAUCUAUCUCCCCUCUCUUGAUUCCCCCAUCUGGUUCCUCUCAUCUUCUUUCCUCUCCUCUCCUCUCCUCCUUUCUUCACCUCUUUCACGUUUCACCAUUCUUCAAAUACCCUUACCAGAACUCUCCUUCGCCUACUUUUCUAUUACACCACACAUAUGCAGAAACAAUGAUACACGCGUAUACAGACAUAAACACACCUAGCCGAGCAGAACAAUCUCGAACGAACGAUCCUGAUGUUCGAUAUUUCGAAAUAUAU
Molecule: messenger RNA, 1254 nt
Organism: Bombus impatiens (common eastern bumble bee)
Lineage: Eukaryota; Metazoa; Arthropoda; Insecta; Hymenoptera; Apidae
Gene: Gasp
Product: protein obstructor-E
Exons: 4
Coding region: 183-992 (269 amino acids)
Cellular component (GO): extracellular region
Molecular function (GO): chitin binding
Source: RefSeq, a predicted model, not a curated record